AUGGCCAUUCUAAUUCCUCUUCUUUCUUUGCUACUGCCCAUUAUUGCAAACUCCCAGCCUCUUGUUCCUGCAAUGUUCAUAUUUGGUGACUCUGUUGUUGAUGCGGGCAACAACAAUCACAUUUACACUCUUAUCAAAUCAAACUUCCCUCCUUACGGAAGAGACUUUGUCAAUCACAGACCCACUGGAAGGUUCUGCAAUGGAAAACUGGCUGCAGACUUCACAGCGGAGAACCUUGGCUUCACUACUUAUCCUCCACCUUAUCUCAGCAAAAAUGCCAGAGGAAAAAAACUCCUAACUGGUGCCAAUUUUGCCUCUGCAGCUUCUGGGUAUUAUGAUACUACAGCAAAGCUGUAUCAUGCAAUCAGUUUAAGUCAGCAGGUGGAAAACUACAAGGAGUACCAGAAUAAGCUAGUGGAGAUUGCAGGGAAAUCAAAUGCUUCAGAAAUAAUAUCUGGUGCUCUCUAUCUUGUUAGUGGUGGGAGCAGUGACUUUGUCCAGAAUUAUUACAUUAAUCCUUUGCUUUACAAGGCUUUCACACCCGAUCAAUUCUCGGACGUUCUCUUGCAAUCCUACGAAAAUUUUGUACAGGAUUUGUAUAUGCUAGGCGCAAGGAAGAUUGGAGUGACGACACUGCCACCUCUGGGAUGCCUCCCUGCAGCCAUUACAAUUUUUGGCGCUGACAGCAAUUUGUGCGUAACCAGGCUAAACAAUGAUGCUGUCUCCUUCAACAACAAGCUGAAUGCCACAUCUCAAGGCCUGACAAAAAGACUUAGGGGCCUCAAUUUGGUCGUCCUGGAUAUCUACCAACCUCUUUAUAAUCUUGUUGUUAACCCUUCUGAUAAUGGGUUUGUAGAGGCAAGAAAAGCUUGUUGUGGGACAGGAUUGCUAGAGACAUCAAUAUUGUGCAAUCAUAAAUCAGUUGGGACAUGUGCAAAUGCAAGUCAAUAUGUGUUUUGGGAUGGGUUUCAUCCAUCAGAGGCUGCAAACAAGAUUCUAUCGGAUGAUCUCUUGACUGCUGGAAUCUCUCUCGUUUUCUAAUCAUCAUCAAUGUACCAGUAUUCAUCGUUAUGCUUUGAACCAUGAUGUUUUGGUCAUCUUUCUUCUCUU
This is a messenger RNA of Carica papaya (papaya), 1110 nucleotides long. RefSeq names its product GDSL-like lipase/acylhydrolase superfamily protein. NCBI's taxonomy places the organism in Eukaryota, Viridiplantae, Streptophyta, Magnoliopsida, Brassicales, Caricaceae. The record is from RefSeq and is a predicted model, not a curated record. Gene Ontology annotation, molecular function: lipase activity. Gene Ontology annotation, biological process: lipid metabolic process.